GCGACUGCAAGCGACUCCUUAAAGGGACAGGAGCCCGGACGCCGCGACUUGGUCCGCGUUGAGGACAGGCGAGGUCCUGUAGUCGUGCUCCCUUCUCCUUUUGGGAGGGCGAGCAGAGCAUCCUCAGCCCGCCCUGUUCCCCCCGAUCCGUGCCCUCCACCUUGCCCGGAAACCUGCUCCGAUCCGCGGGCGCAGAGGCAGGGAGAGCUCGGCUCGGAUCGUGGAAGGGGAGCGAGGGACGCCGGGGGAGGCAGCGCUUCUUCGGCCGCGCCGUUGCAAGCGAGCCUCGGCUGCCGCCGCUGCCCUUUGUCCCUGCGGCGGCGCCGCCCCUUCCUCGGAGCGCCCCCAUCCGCCGCCCCCGCCGGCCGCCCCGCCGGCCGCCGGUCCACGCCCCGCUCCUCCUCCUGCGCCUGGAAGCUGCGAGGAUGGAGCGGCUCCUGCGAAGACCCCCGGCCGCCCUCCGCCGCCUCCCGCUCCUCCUUCUCCUCCUCCUGGGCGCAGCGGGCGCAGCCAGGCAGGGGCUGCAAGGUAAGCGGGCGGCGGGGACGGCGCGCUCGGUCCAAGCCCAGCCAAAGUCCCGGGUUCGAUCCCCGAAGGGCUCGCUCGUCCGGAAGCGCUGCCCGAGCUCUGGUUUAGGGGCAGAAGGUGCCGGGUUCGAUCACGGGGAGGGAUUGCUGGAGAGAUGCUGCCAGCCAGUGUCGACCAGGCGGACCCAGUGGUCGGAUUGCUGCCGGUCAGUGUCGACAAUCCGGAGCUAGACAGACUCAGUGGUCUUUUUUGCUGCUGGUCAGUGUUGGCAGCAUGGGGCUAGUCAGUGUUGGUAAUACCGAGCUAGGUGGACCCAAUGGUCCAAUUGCUGCCAGUCAGUGUCGACAGUCCUGAGUUUGAUGGACCAAGUGGUCUGACUUGUAUAUGAGACAAUCUGUUUAAAUCAGCCGAAUGCAAAAAUGGUCCUUUUCUAAACGCAGAGUAAGCUUCUAGUUCUCAUGGUUGCUUUUAAUCACAAGAGAGGGCACUGAUCAAUAGCCAGACCACUGGUCCAACUGGCUCAAUACUGACGACCUUUUAUCCAAAACCACGAGGUCUGGAUUCUUGCUUCACAUUUCUGGGAAGAACCACCACCUAACAGCAGAGCAUGUGGUUUGAAUUCAGAAUGUCCCAGGUUCCUUCUCAUGUUGGGAGGCUGAUUUAAACAGGAGCAUCGGACGAUACGCGGACUGCUGCUCCACCUAGCAGGCAUCUUUUCCUGCCUCACCUGGAAAUGCCAUCGGGGACUGAACCCUCCGCAUGCAAAGAAGAUGCUCUGCUUCUGAGCAAUAGUCCUUCCCUUAAAUCUAAAGUAAGAGUCCAGUCCUCAUGACUCUGGAUUAAGGGCUGAUUUCAGCAAGAUGUUUCCUCGCAGUCAGACUCUUAGUCCAGCUAGCUUGGACAGGGAGUCUCCAGGGUUUGGGAGGCGGGACAACGGCAUUCUCAGCCCUGCUGGAGAUGCCAGGGAUUGAACGGGAGACCUUUCGCCUGCAAAGCUGAUGGUGCAACUCUGAGUAAGAGAAGGAAGGGAAGAUGGCAAGGAGGACAACAAUUUAACCCUCCCUGUCCCCAAGUCACUAUGGCCAUCUCUAAUCCCAUGACACACACGUUUGGAUCUGCUUUUUAAAUCAUCCUUCUAUCCCCUCUCUCUCUCUUCUCUGAGAAGCUCAAGGUAGUUUACAUCUUCUUCCUUCUCCCUUUAUCCUCACACCAACCCUUCGAGGUAGGCUGAGCCAAGAGACGCUGAGCUUCUGAACCCGACUCUCUCCAGUUAAAUAUUCUAAACAUUUAAGGUUCACUGGCUGUCAAUGUAAAGAAAUAGUUUGUUGUUGUUGUUGUUGUUUAGUCGUUUAGUCGUGUCCGACUCUUCGUGACCCCCUGGACCAGAGCACACCAGGCACUCCUGUCUUCCACUGCCUCCCGCAGUUUGGUCAAACUCAUGCUGGUAGCUUCGAAAACACUGUCCCACUAUCUCGUCCUCUGUCGUCCCCUUCUCCUUGUGCCCUCCAUCUUUCCCAACAUCAGGGUCUUUUCCAGGGAGUCUUCUCUUCUCAUGAGGUAGCCAAAGUACUGGAGCCUCAGCUUCAGGAUCUGUCCUUCCAGUGAGCACUCAGGGCUGAUUUCCUUCAGAAUGGAGAGGUUUGAUCUUCUUGCAGUCCAUGGGACUCUCAAGAGUCUCCUCCAGCACCAUAAUUCAAAAAAGAAAUAGUUUAGUAUCGAUAAAUAAAGCAAUAUAUUGGUGCUGGUGUUCUUAGUUCUGCAAAUCUAACAAGUGAUCAAAAUAGGAAGAGUGAUGGUGGAGAAGUAGAGGGGGACUGAGAUAAUAUCGUAAGUUUAAGAGUUCAGCGCUUCAAAUGUUGUUGGGGGGGAUGCCACAUUUUUGAAUGCUGCCGUGCAUUAACACCAUCCUUUCCCUGCAUGGAGAAAGCCAGCUCCAAAGGCAAACCGUUGGUCUCCUAGGACACAUCUCCCUGAUGAGCUGUGUUUCUGCUUGCGGGGAUUUGUUGUCAUCUUAAUGUGGAGGAGCAUUUGGAAGUGGUGCUUCUCUCCUAUGGCCUAAAGUGGUACAGACCAUUCAAUCAGGGUCUACAGAUAACCAAAAUAAAGCAAUAGAAUGGACUGUAUCACUCCAGACACUUUGAGAAGCUUCUCCCUCCACAUACAAAAAACAAUUGAACUCUCUGUGAGGAGAAAUGUAGCACUUCAGGGAGAGCAAUGGGCAGGGAGCUUUUUACGGAGAGGAGCAUUUGCGUGUGUUGCGGAGGGGUGGAAUAAAACCUCCCCUUCACUCGGAGUCCAAGUGGCACAGUCCAUUCCGAUGCUUUGUCCAGAUGCAUGUGUGAACAGGGGAUGAAUCAAGCCCCUGAUUUGUAUGCAGAAGGUCCCAGGUUCAAUUCCCACCAUCUCCAGGUAGGACUGGGAGAAAGACCCCGUCUGAACUCCAGGAAAGCUGCUGCCAGUCAGUGUAGGCAACACUAGCCUAGAUGGACCAAUAGUUGUUUCAGUGUAAGGCAGCUUCUUCCUAUGGUCUUUUCCUCUUAUGCUUAACUCUGUGACAAUGUUCUGUGCUGCUCAGACUGGCAGCCAACCCCCCCCUCCCCCAAAAAAACCAGGCAAGUUGUUAAUCCAUCCAGGGGCCAAAUCAUCGCCAAUGGCUGUAACAUUCCUUUCCGUAGCAGCUGUCCAAAUUAAGUGUUAACGGUAUUCCUGGUUUUAGAUAUAUAUAGUUAAUCUGUUUGUACUCCAAGUUCUGGGCAGGAUCUGCCCCGACUUCUGUGCCAGGGAGUGGAAUCCGAAGAUGUUCCAGGUGGACUCUUUAUCAGACACCGCGCACACCUUUGGGAGGUCUGGUCCGGGGCGGGUGGCGAGGCUGUGAAUAUGGAGCCUCUCCUCCUGCCCAGAAGGAGACCACAGAACCCCCAGUAGAUGCAAAGGCUUCUGUGUGCUUGAACGGAGACAGUGUGCUCAAUCCAUUCUUGUAAAUAAAUAUCGGGCUGGAAGGCUGCAAGCCGGAGGCCCCCUUUUCCCAGGAUUUGCAGUGCCUUCCAUAAGUACACAAGGACAGCCUGGGGCCCAUUGACUCCAUCUACUCUCGCAGUGGCCGACCAGGACCUGAGCACAAGAACACUCUGCCCACUUGCGACUCCAUGCAACGGGCACCUAGAGGCAGAAUGCAUCUGACAGUAGAGGUAGAAUGUAGCUGUCAUGGCUAGUAGCCAUGGACAGCCUUUUCCUCCAAGAUUUUGUCCUCUUAAAGCCACCCAAGGGACGCGGGUGGCGCUGUGGGUUAAAACACAGAGCCUAGGACUUGCUGAUCAGAAGGUCAGCGGUUCGAAUCCCCCGACGGGGUGAGCUCCCGUUACUUGGUCCCAGCUCCUGCCAACCUAGCAGUUCGAAACCAUGUCCAAGUGCAAGUAGAUAAAUAGGUACCGCUCCAGCGGGAAGGUAAAUGGCAUUUCCAUGCGCUGCUCUGGUUUGCCAGAAGCGGCUUAGUCAUGCUGGCCACAUGACCCGGAAGCUGUACACCGGCUCCCUCGGCCAAUAAAGCGAGAUGAGCGCCACAACCCCAGAGUCGGCCACGACUGGACCUAAUGGUCAGGGGUCCCUUUACCUUUUUAAAAGCCAUCCAAGCUGGUGGCCAUCUAUGCCUCUUGUGGGAUUGAGUUCCACAGUUUAACAAAGAAAGACUUUCUUUUAUCUGUUCCAACAUUCAGCUUCAUUGCAGUGGUGUAGCAUGGGUUGCUGGUGCUCGGGGCAGCAUGUGUGGGAGGAAGGGAAACGUAGACAUUCAACUGCCCUGAAGCUGCAGAGAUAAGAAAAGAAGAGUCGUUCCAUUGUCUGGAGAGGUCAGUUCCUGGUUCGCACUGAGAAGCCGUUUUGAACGGAGCCCAGCGAUGCAAGCGCACAGCUAUGUUGAAGCAGCACCGGGUGUCAAAAUGUUGUGCCCCUAACAAUUUUUCACCUGGGGAAGCCGUCCCUCUGGCUCCCACCCCACGCCCUGCCACUGAUUGGAUAUCCAUGCGUUCUAGCAUUAUAAGAGAGGGAGAAAAACUUUUCCCUAUCCAAUUUCUCCAUGCCGGGCAUAAUUUUUAUAAACUUCUAUCAUGUCACCUUUUCACUAAACUAAGAAGUCCCAAACACUGCAACCUUUCAGUCCAUCCCUUUGGUGAUUUUAAUUUUGCUUCCCUGAACCUUUCCCAGCUAAACAAUAUCCUUUCUGGAGUGAGGCAGCAGGCACCGUACUGAGUUGGAAAGAGGCAGGGCUCAGCAGCAGCAAAGUUGACCUGGUGCAAACUCACCAGCAGAACUAGACUCCCUGCCAGUAUGUUCCCACUGCGCUGACCUCCCUGCUACACCCAUCUCCAUCCUGGUAUUAUUCUGCAGUGACUCAGUUACAUGAAGGUUGGGUGAGUGGGGCAGUCCUGCCAACAUUGUCUGCUGCGACUGCAAAUGAAAGAGACAUUCAGCUAGACACUCUCAAGGCAACACACCCUGCCUUUAAAUUAUAAUAAUUCCAAUCAUGAAAACAAAACUCACACACAAUAUUGCAUUGCAGUGGGUAAUGUUUUGAUGCAGGAACAAGCUGGAUGGUUGCAUUUUGUUCUGGAAAUGCAGUAAAUUAUCCUGAUGUGAAAGGAGGGCAGAGAAAUCAAGGUAGAUGAGAAUAACAAACCCUCCAAGUGCCCCUAUUUUCCAGGGACAUCCCUGAUUUAGAGAAGGCGUCCCUUUUUUUAUUUGAUCCUGGAAUGUCCCUCUUUUCCUUAGGACAUCCCUAUUUUCAUUGGAGAAAUGUUGGAGGGUAUGGAGGCAAUCCUGUACUGGGAAGGUUUUUAAAAAAUGUUUAAUUUUUAUUAUGUUUUUAUAUAUGUUGGAAGCUGCCUAGAGUGGCUGGGGCAACCCAGGAAGAUGUGUGGGGUAUAAAUAGUAAAAUCAUCAUUAUGGAAUGGGACGUCCCUAUUUUCAUAGGAGAAAUGUUGGAGGGUGUGGAAUAAAAUCCUAAAGUCAAGAAGACCUUACUUCAGGUGGAGGGUUGGGAAAGAUUGAAACUCAUCUAGGCUGCCACCUUGUGUGGAGAUCAGGAGUUGCACUUGGCUCUAAAAGCACAGCAUCUUUUCCUGAGCCAAACUUACCCGCCGUCCUGCAGAACACUUGGAAAUUGUCUGUGGCCUUCUUGGCUUGCAUAGGCAGCUGCCUCUUACCAUUGGUUGGUACUGACUGCACUGACUGGCAGCAGCUCUCCAGGGUUUUGGAAAGGGAGUCUCUUCCAGCCCUACCUAGAGAUACCGGGUCUUGAACCCAGGAUCUUGUUCACAUAUAGAAAGAUCCCACCACGGAGCUAUGGCCCUUCUCUUAAAUCAGGCAUAGGCAAAUUCGGCCCUCCAGCUGUUUUGAGACUGCAAUUCCCAUCACCCCUGACCACUGGUCCUGUUAGCUAGGGAUGAUGGGAGUUGCAGUACCAAAACGUCUGGGUUUGCCUAUACCUGCCUUAAAUAGACCGGUAAGGUUCCAGUCCUCAUGGUUCUCAGCUGAUUGGUGCGUGGUGUUGAUAACGUCAAGGUUGCAGGUUCAAGUCCUAUAUGGGAACAGCUGCAUAUUCCUGCAUUGCAGGGGGUUGAACGAGGAUGAUUCCAGCUAUACAAAGCCACUUCCGCCCUGCCAAAGGUGGUGGUGUUGCAGGCUUCACGCCCCCACCACGUGCCCCGCAUAUUGAAGGGUAGUCCCAUAAAGGUUUCUGGGGGGCAUGUCCCUGUCUGAAGCCUAUGGAGCUGAGGGCCUAAGGCACGCCCCCAAGCGGUGACCCCAGGGGAAUUCCUUUUUUUUAUUAUUAAUUUUAUAUGAUAUUUAUUAAAGUUUCAAAGAAAAAAUUACAUAAAUAAAAAGAAAAAAGAAAGAAAUAAAAAAGAAAAAGAAAAAAAAUACAAAAUACAGAAAAAAGAUAAAAAACAUUUAAAAAACACAUCAAUCUUUCUGUACCUUACAUUUCAUUUCCUUGCUUCCCUGACCUCCUCACACCUCCCUUUUUUGUAUUCAAGUUCUAUUAAUUAAUUCAGCAAUUCCUUUCCCUCUUUGUUUUUAUCUUAAUCCUUUAACUUAAUAGAUUAUGACAUUGGAUUUUCACCUGUUAACAAUCCAUUUUUACAUACACCUUAAUAACAUUGCUGAUAAAACCACUUAACUUCAUUCUGACAUCAUUCUAACAUUCAUUAAUUUUGCAAUAUUUCUGUAAAUAGUCUUUAAAUUUCUUCCAAUCUUCUUCCACCGACUCUUCUCCCUGGUCUCGGAUUCUGCCAGUCAUUUCCGCCAAUUCCAUAUAGUCCAUCACCUGCAUCUGCCAUUCUUCCAGAGUGGGUAAAUCUUGUGUCGACCCCGGGGGAAUUCCUAGUUGACGUGCAUCAGCAGGACUCCCCCUACUGGUGGUUAACCCUUCCCAGACGGGAUGAAGUCGGAUAUAGUCGGUUAGGACCAAUGCCUAAGCAUAGCUGUCAAUUUACAGAUUUGAAAAUAAGGGACCAGCAGCCUCGAAAAUAAGGGAUUAGCAGCCAAAAUAAGGGAUUUUCCAAGCACAGGUAUGUUCAACUUCUGAGCCCCUCCGAGCCAAAGGCAGAAAGCCCAGCCAGCAGCCAAACGAAGCCUCAAGUGGUGGUUCCCACAGCGCAGCAACCCGGCAAAGGGGAUGCAGCAAGGAAAACCACCAUCACCUCUCCGCUGGGAAGCGCUGAGCAAAGGCGAGUCCCCAGGCAACGCGGCCGAUUUGAUCGGCACAAGGCAUGCAAGCUCCACCCCCCAGUCGUUCUUAGACUCCUUAUUGGGUGAGCAACGCAGCCAAGCAACACAGUUGGAGCCUCCCUCCUCCCUGGCCGACAGGGAGGCAGGGAGGGAGAGGAGCUGCUUCCUUUGAAACCCAGGAAAUUUAAGGGACAUCAUCAAUAAGGGACAGCAGCGGGACACGGCACGGGGAUAAGGGACUUUCCCGCCAAAUAAUGGAUGGUUGACAGCUAUGUGCCUAAGCCAAUACUGCUCAUCCCCUGUAACCAAUAAAGUUGUGGCCUUAUUUAGCCCAUUAACCUUAAUAAUUGUGCCAUGUGUCUUUAUUUCCACUGGGGACAGUGGAACUCGCCACGCAAUUCUAUGAUUCUAUGAAUCAGGCUGUUGGUCCAUCUAACUCAGUAUUGUCCACACUGACUGGCAGCAGCUCUCUCCAGGGUUUCAAGCAGCCCUGUGUGAAGCUGCCGCCGGGGAUUGAACCUCGGACGUUCUGGAUGCAAAGCAGAUGUUCCCCCCACCGAGCUACGAACGUGCAUCAGACAGGCAGAGGGAGAAAGUGCCACGAUGCAAACUCUUUUUCUUCUGUGACGGACAGCCAGUUCUGCCAAUGCUUGACCUUUGCUCUCCCGCUGCUCCUCCCCUAGUUCUUGACCUCCUGUCGGUGACGGAGCCCAGGCAUAUGGCCAAUGUGGCUGAGAAGAUCCGCACGGAGCUGCUGACCGUCCGUGACCUCUACCUGCUCUCCACCUUCCGCCUGCCCCCCAAGCAAGGCGGGGUGUUGUUUGGGCUCUACUACAAGAAGGACAACAGCCGCUGGCUUGAAGCCACGGUGGUGGGCAAGACCAACAAAGGUGAGUGAGAGCGAGGAGACCUAGGAUCCGAACCCGCCACCCUGGCCAGGGGAAAAGAAAAGGGCCAGGAAUGUCUCAGGCCCCACUUGCACUGAGCAUUUAAAGCAGCAUUUGCUACUUUAAACAGCCACGGCUCCCCUCCCGCAAAGACCCCUGGGAACUGUAGUUUGUUAAAGACGCCGGGCGUCGUUCAGAGUCCCCCUGUUCCCCUCUGAUUCCUGGAGUUGCCUGGGAAGAGAGAUUGAGCGCUAAGCCGCUCUGAGAAUUGUAGGACGGGGGUCUCCUAAAAACUCUUAGCACCUAUAACAAACUACAACCCCCAGGUUGGUUGGUUGUUUUUUUAAAAAUUGCAAGCUGAUUCCUAACUGUUGCUCCAGCUGGGGGGGAAAAAGUCCUGAGUUUAAGUACAGUGGUACCUCGUUUUACAAACAGUCCUGUUAAUGAACUACAGUGGUACCUCAGGUUAAGAACUUAAUUCAUUCUAGAGGUCUGUUCUUAACCUGAAACUGUUCUUAACCUGAAGCACCACUUUAGCUAAUGGGGCCUCCUGCUGCCGCUGUGCCGCCAGAGCACGAUUUCUGUUCUUAUCCUGAAGCAAAGUUCUUAACCCGAGGUAAUAUUUCUGGGUUAGCGGAGUCUGUAACCUGAAGCGUAUGUAACCUGAAGCAUAUGUAACCUGAGGUACCACUGUAUUCGGUUUACGAACUCCGCAAAACCAGAAGUAGUGUUCCGGUUUGUGAACUUUACCUCGGUCUAUGAAGGGAAUCUGAAAAGUGGAAGGGCACCAGCAGUGGGAGGCCUCAUUAGGGAAAGCGCGCCUCUGUUUCAGAACGGAUUUGGUUUAAGAACGGAAUUCAGGAACGGAUUAAGUUCAUAAACCGAGGUACCACUGUAAUAAGUUAACUUUGACCUGAAAGAAACGCAUCUCCUGACCCAACUUUGUUUUACCAACCUUUUUUCUCCGUAAAUAAAUCUUUUAUUGUUCGAUCAACCCCUGCCUGAGACUCCCGGAAUGAAGACCCCCAAAAGAUAGCCUGCAGUAAAUUGUAGAAAUUCAUUUAAUUGGCGUGCCGUGAGUCCACUAUAUUUAAUUAGGGACAGUUAUCGGGGUGAGUCCAUUUACAUGUCUAAGGAGUUGGCCAUCACAACUAUAGCAUUUGCAGUCAUACCUUGGAAGUCAAACGGAAUCUGUUCCGGAAGUUCAUUUGACUUCCAAAAUGUUCAGAACCGAAGCGCGACUUCUGAUUAGCUGCAGGAAACUCCGUCGGACGUUCGGCUUCCAAAAAUAGUUCGCAAACCGGAACAGUCACUUCUGGGUUUGCGGCAUUCGGGAGCCAAAACGUUCGAAAACUAAGCUGUUUGAAAACCAAGGUACGACUGUACACAGCUUUGAAUACCAUGCCCAUCCCUUCUUUCUCUCUCUCUCUCUCCCCCCAGUCCACCUCCGAUACCUGCGGGCCGACGGGAAGGUGCAUUCGGUGAACCUGCAGAACACCAACCUGGUGGACGGGCGCAGCCACACCGCCCUCCUGCGGAUGAGCGGCCUGCAAGGCGGCCGCCUCUCGGUGGAGCUUUACGUGGACUGCAAGCUAGUGGACUCCAGCGCCGGGCAGCCUGAGAUGGCGCCCCUCGACCCGGAGCAGGUGGAGGCGGUGGAGGUUCGGACGGGACAGAAAGGCUAUCUCCGCUCGCAGGUAAGGGAGGAGAAGAAGAGCCCAGCCGCCGCCGCCGUUCCGCCACCCUUUAGUGUGACCGAGGGAUUGAUUGAUUGAUUGGGUGGUUCACAGAAAAGAUCACAAUAUACCGUAUUUUUUGCCCUAUAGGACGCACUUUUCCCCAUCCAAAAAUGAAGGGGAAAUGUGUGUGCGUCCUAUGGGGCGAAUGCAGGCUUUCGCUGAAACCUGGAGAGCGAGAGGGGUCGGUGCACACCGACCCCUCUUGCUCUCCAGGCUUCAGGAAGCUCUCCGCAAGCCGUGGGAGAGCUGUGCGAAGUCUCUCUCUUGCGGAGAGCUGCCUGCACCCAGAAGCCUGGGGCGCGCUGAGCUCAGCGCCCCCCAGGCUUCAGGCUUCGCGCAGCUCUCCCAUGGCUUGCGGACAGCAGCCUGUUCUGGGGUCGGGGAAGCUCGGGCUUCCCCCGCCCCAGCCCCGCACCUGGGGGGGAAAUAAUUUUUUCCCCUUUAUUUCCCCCCCAGAAAACUAGGUGUGCCCUAUGGGCCGGUGCGCCCUAUGGGGUGAAAAAUACGGUACAAAAUCAAAGUUAAAAACAAUAACCCAAUAACAUUUUUACAUAAAUGGUGUUCGUUGUUGAACUGCUAUAAUAUGCUGUUUGGGUAAGGCGACUAAAGCUCCAAUUAAGGCUUAGAAUAAAACCAAACACUUUUUACUUUAGAUGUCAUCAAUAUUAUGAUAGUUUGGCCUUUUAUAUAAUACACUGAUUUCUCUGAUACUUUUCAUGUACAAAUGGGAUGGGAAGCGAAGGGCAGGGCUAUGCAAAUGAAAGGGAGGGGCAGUACAGAAAGGGGCCGUCCCGGUUUGCAAUGGCUGCAGAUCUCUAGGGAGAGUGUGAUGAUCAGGAGUGACAACUUGGAUUAAAUAUGGUGGGGGGCAGCUAAGCCUCGCCACACAUAAUCGCAUGACAUGAUGCACCAGUAGAAUGGCAAAGUCCAUCAACUUUGGGGGCCCCCAGCCCCCUCAAAUACCGUAUUUUAUUAGGAGUUGGUUCCUGUGGUGCCGUUUUAAUUCUCACCAUGCCCAUAGGGUCUUUAAGAGCUGACCUUUCUGUUUCCUCCAUAAGACAAUGGCUGAAGCUUUUUAUUACGUUACGAAGCUGAUUUAUGUUAAUGAAGAAAAAUUCAGCCUUCCUCUCUUAUAGCACUCCCUCAUUUUAUUAUUAGAUUAUUAUUUAUAAUAAAAUUUGUAUUCCACCCUAUACCUGUAGAUCUCAGGGCGGUUCACAGUGUAAAAUUACAAUAUAAAAACCACAAAGAACGUAAUAAAAAUAAGAACAAAAACCAAGCCAAUAAUCCACCCCUCCCUUUCCACGACACAUUUAAAAAUGCAUCUGAUAUCCGUCAGCCAAAGGCUUUGUUGAAGAGGAACAUUUUCUCCUAAUGGUAUAUAAUGAAGGCGCCAGUUGAGCCUCCCUGGAGAGAUCAUUUCACAAACAGGGAGCCACCACAGAAAAGACCCGAUCUUGUGUUGCAACCCUCCGUACCUCACAUGGAGGAAACACACAAAGAAGGACCUCAGAGGAAGACCUCAGGGUCCAGGUUGGUUCAUAUGGAGAGAGGCGGUCCUUGAGGUAUUGAGGUCCUGAGCCGUUUAUCCGUACAGCAACCUUGUGAGGUAGGGUUGGGUGAGAUAAGUUGACUGGCAAAAGGCAGGCUUCCUCAAACUCGACCCUCCAGAUGUUUUUGGCCUACAACUCCCAUGAUCCCUAGCUAGCAGGACCAGUGGUCAGGGAUGCUGGGAAUUGUAGUCUCAAAACAUCUGGAGGGCCGAGGUUGAGGAAGCCUGGGGCAAAUUAGUAUCUGGCCCUCAUAAGUCUUUCCCAAGCCAUACCCCUGCACCCUCCUCUAAUGUUUUUGCCAGGCUAGAAUGUGUCCUUGAAUUCCUCAUGAUGCCUCUAGCCUGCCAGAAAGAAGAAUUCGAGAGGGGUGUUUGCAAUAACCAGCCUACCGUACAAAGGGGGGGGGCAUUGCAUUCAUUGCUCCUCCCACUUUUGCUUCUGGCUCCACCCACCGCCUGCAUGUGGCCCCUGGAAGGCGAAUGUGGCCCUUGAACUUUACUAGUCUCACUUGCCCCCAUUUAGGGGAUUGCAACCUAGGCGUACUGACACUGCUCCUCACCCCCAUUUCCAUCUAAGGGUUUCUUGGAAUCCCUGAAGCUGAUCCUGGGAGGCUCAAUGAGCCGCGUGGGAGCCUUAAGCGAAUGUCCCUUCCAGGGGGAUGAAUCCAUGCAGAACACUGGUAAGGAUUUCUUCGGCUUUUUAUUUGAACGGCCAGAGCGGGAUAUUCCGUUCACGUUCAGGAUCUGGGCUCAGGGUCCUGUGGAGCAUUCCCACUAUGGCCGCAUUCACACAACACGUUUAAAGCCGUGUCGGACCGCUUUAACCCCAAAGGAUUCUGGGAGCUAUCAUUUGUUCAGGGUGCUAAGAGUUGUAAGGAAACCCACCCCGAGCUACAAUUCCCAGAGUGGUUUAACAGUCAAUCCAAUCUCACAGAGAACUCUGGGAAUUGUAGUUCGGGGCUGGGAGGGAUAGGAGGGGUUUCCUAACAAUUUUCGGUAUCUUUAACACACUACAGGUCCCAUAAUAUUUUUGGGGAAGCCAGGGCUGCUUAAAGUGGGAUGAGAGCUUUUUAAAUGGAUGCUGUGAAUGUGGCCUCUGAGUUACAAUGGAACCUCGGUUGUUGAACAUUUCGGAAGUCAAACAAUUUGGAACCCAAAUGUCAACAACCCUGAAGUGAAUGCUUCCGUUUUCGAACGCGCCUCGGAAGUCGAAGCGUUUCUCCAUUUUUAAAAAAGGAAUUUGCCGACUGGCAAUUGCACCUCGUUUGUUGAACAUUUCGGAAGUCGAGCAGUCUUCCGAAAUGGAUUACGUUCGACAACGGAGGUUCCACUUUAUUCUGAUAGCAGAGGCCCACAUCCUCGGUUUGAGUCCACCAGUGUGUUAUUGAACUUCUUCAAGUCCUUACAUAACAUUUUAAUUCUGUUUUCUUUUCCAUUUCAGUAUCCAACGUGAUCAAUUCCCUCUUUGGUGAGUCUGAUGACUGCUCCUUGGUUAUGUCCCCCUCAUCCAUGUGUGUCUCAGAACAAAUCUUGUCUUCUUAAGCACAAGCUUUUUCCUCAGUUACAGAGCUUGUUGGGUGGUGCGGGCAAUGAUGUUCUUGGUUCAAGCAUCUUAAGUCUUAAGGCGUGAGUGGGCAAACUAAGGCCCGGGGGCCGGAUCCGGCCCAAUUGCCUUCUAAAUCCGGCCCACGGAUGGUCCAGAAAUCAGCGUGUUUUUACAUGAGUAGAAUGUGUCCUUUUAUUUAAAAUGCAUCUCUGGGUUAUUUGUGGGGCAUAGGAAAUCGUUCUCCCCCCCACAAAAAAAUAUAGUCCGUCCCCCCACAAGGUCUGAGGGACAGUGGACCGGCCCCCUGCUAAAAAAGUUUGCUAACCCCUGUGAGGUGUUACUAGCAGUACAUAAAGCCCUUAACAGCUUGGGACUAGUUUACCUGCGGAGAUUGCUUUACCCCAAAUAUUCCCAUUUGAUAGCUUUGAUCAGUGGAACCGGUUCUGUUACACGUGCCCCAUAAUACUCAUUCUGCAUUUAUAAGAGGUCAGUCUUUUAGCUUGGCGGUACCUGAACUUUGGCAGCACCUGAACUGUUGACGUCAGGCAGACACCUUUGCAAUACACUUUUCGGUGCCUGCUAAAAAUAUCAUUGUUUAGGCAAGCCUAUCCAGACCUGUAGAACAUCGGCAUGUGUUUUGACCUGGCUUUUUAGCUUAUCGACGAUCUUAAUUAUUUUUCAAAUGUUUUAAACGGUUGCUUUCCCGCUGAUAAUUUCAGCAUUUCUUUCAGCAUUUGUAAAACACCUUCUGAGGUGGUUUUUCUUGUACAUAAAUGGAUUUCCCAUAAAAAUAAAUAAGUCGAGGCAAUUGACUUUCCCCCAUUGUUGUGACAGGGGAGCAAACCAGGGCCCUCGUGAAACAACUCACCCUUUUCAACCAGAUCCUGAUGGAACUUCAGGAGGACAUGAGAGACCAGGUGAGAGGGGGACAAUAAGCCCAGGUAAGGUCAACCUGGGGAGGGGGGUAUACAACUUUGCAAAAAAAAAAAGAAAUCUCAACCACUUUCAUGUCUGUAUUUUCACCUUUUGAAAUAUGGCAACCCUACACUGAAAACCUUUCCUAUUCGGUCAGCGUAAAAGGAAUACAUCUUUUCAAAAUAGCUACUGUUAUGUACUGAAGUUCUCACCCUGGGCCAGCAGGGGGAUACUGUAGAUAGUUUUCACUCAGGUCCGCAUAUGCAAAUAAGGAAGUAAAAGUAACGUUCAGUGAUUGGAUAGUUACAGAAAGUUGUUACUGUUGCUUUGUAGUUGAGCUCUAUAUAAACAGGCUGGCUGAACCCUUCAGCUCAGUUCUGUUCUGGCCUGUGAAUAAACAAGAGCUGUCUGAAGAAUCGCUGUGUCAUCUGAUAUGUUCACCCACAACUUAACAGCUACCCAAUUUCUUAUUAUUAAUAUUUUUUGUAUUGUUUGGUUUGCUGCGCAGUUGUUGCAAACUACUCUGCUGCCCCAUUUCCUUGUCCAUUGCUCCAGCGCCACAUCUGCGGCGCACUCCAUUGCGCACAGUGAUGUGUCUCUGUUCUUCCCAGGUGAAGGAGAUGUCUUUGAUCCGGAACACCAUCAUGGAAUGUCAGGUGUGCGGUGAGUGCCGAGGGAGGGGACUGGGUGGGAAAGACUGAAUGACGUGAAAUUGGGUGCUUUCCUGGACUGAGGCAAGCACUGUUCAUGAUUAUAUGUUGGGCUUUAAGUUAUGUGAAAUUCCCAGCACUAAAUGCUUAAAGAGACCCCUUGAGUCGAUUGCCACAUUUAGCAACAUCGAUAAAAUCUAUUACCUGCUGUCUGGCUUGGACAAACUGGUUAUAUUUAACACAGUGAAGUUUGUGCUAAAAGCCUCUCAGCUCAGGAAAGCCCUAAAGUCCUGUCUUGCACACAGAGUUGUCCGCCAUUUGUCUAUAUCUGUGAAGUGUUUUAUAAUGUUUUAAACAUAUGUGCUAUAAUCAGUGCUUUUUUUCCUAACAAAAAUGUUUAGAGGUACUCUCAUUUUAACUCAAGAAAACCACCAUUUUAUAGUUCAAAUCGGGAAAAAUGAAUACAGUAAAUGGACAAAAGUACAAAGAUUCACAAAAUGGUUAGAGGCAUGCGUCCCCCCAGGGGAAAAAUAGCACUGGCUAGAAUAUGUUUUUGAGAUGUGUUUUUGUUUGCUCUUGGCUAUAACCUGUAUUUGGUUGACCAAUAAAAUCUGAUGAUGAUGAUUUCAUCAGUCAUCCUAGCACAGCCUUCUGGGGUGGGUCACUUGCCAUAUUAUUAUUAUUAUUACCUUGCCCAUCUGACUGGGUUACCCCAGCCACUGUGGGCAGCUUCCAACAUAUAUAAAAACAUAAUGAAACAUCAAACAUAAAAAAAAUUCCCUAUACAGGGCUGCCUUCAGAUAUUUUCUAAAGGUUGUUUAUUUACUUAUUUCCUUGGCUCUGGGGUUGCAUAAAUCCAUACCCUCCAACAAUUCUCUGAUGAAAAUAGGGACGUCCUAGGGGAAAGCGGGACAUUCUGGGAUCAAAUCAGAAACUGGGACAGCUUCUGUAAAUCCGGGACUGUCCCUGGAAAAUAGGGGCACUUGGUGGGUCUGCAAUAGGACUGGAAUAUGGGCCCAGAGCAAAUGCCCAACCCUUGAUGCAGGCUCUGGUUGUCAGCAUCCUUCCCCUUAUUAUUCCUUUGCUCCAGUAUUCUGUGACUUGACCCCUCGCUGCCAUCGUUCCCCCUCCUCCCCACGACAGGGUUUCACGAACACCGCUCCCGCUGCAACCCAAAUCCUUGCUUCAGCGGCGUCGACUGCAUGGAGACCUACGAGUACCCGGGAUACCGUUGCGGACCUUGUCCGCCAGGCUUUGAAGGCAACGGCACCCACUGCGCCGACAUCAACGAGGUAAGCAUGGUAGUUUUAGCGUCAUUCAACUAGGAAUUUGGCCGUCCUGAGGCUGAGGUUUAGCUGCCAGCCAGAUUCAUCAUCCUCUGUGCUGCAGUCGACACGGUCGUGCUCAGAUCUCGGUGACCUCGCAGUUUCCAGCUCGAUGCCAGAUCAGAUUUGUCAUUCUUUGGCAAAGGGUUUUAUUCCACCACAAACUCUUAGGCUGAUUUACAGAUGAUCUUGCUUAAUGGUCCCACCCCGCUUUCUUAAGGUCAAGUGUUUUCUUUGUUCGGUUUCUUUCCUUGGGCAAUAACUCUGAACGAUUUUUGCCUGCUGUUAACUCUUCUCUUUUUGUGUGUGUUGAAUAAUCCCCCGCCCAAUUUUUUUUAUUGGUUUUCCAAAUUUAUAAUAAACACAAAAAGAAAACAUACAACAAACAAACAAACAAACAAACAUAUAUCUUAACUGUUAGAAUCCCACUUUAAAUAACAUUGUUAGGUGAUUUCCUCAGAUCCCCCCAACUGUGUUUCCAUAAUACUCAUUUUAGCAGUUUUCCAAUAUCCACUUUCAAAUAAAAUUAACUUGUUCCAUUAACAUCUUUCUUUCUUUUCAUAUUGCUCUCAAUCCAUAAUGUUAAACAAUCAAUCUGUUUUACUCCUAGGCCAAUUUGGUACUUUCAAGUAGUUCUACUUAAUUUAUGUUUGAGUAUCUUGCUAAAUAGUCCUUAAAUUUCUUCCAUUCUUCUUGAUGUUCCUCUUCCUUCCGAUCGCGGAUUCUUCCGGUCAGGUCAGCCAGCUCCAAAAAAUCCAUCAUCUUCACCCGCCAUUCCUUAAUUUUUAUUUGAUUUCAAGAAAACAAAACAGAGGAACUUCUAGUAAACACACCUAACAGAAUCUUGCUACCGACACAGCAAUGCAAAUCUUUAUUACGGUCAUAGAGCAGCAUUAACGCUACCAAGACAGAGUCACAUCAAACGAUGAAAUUAUCUUGGAAUAAUUGCCAGUUUUGUGUGAUUAUUAUGCAUCAGUAUAACCCGUCGAGAGCAAGUUGUGGGUAUUGGAAGGGCCUGAGAAUUUUGUAAAACCUAAUAAACAAAGUGAUUGUUUUAAAAAAUGAGAUAGGCAGGUACAGUAGUGCCUCGCAAGACGAAAUUAAUCCGUUCCGCGAGUGUCUUCGUCUAGCGGUUUUUUCGUCUUGCGAAGCAACCCUAUUAGCGGCUUAACGGAUUAGCGCUAUUAGCGGUUUAGCAGCUAUUAAAGGCUUAUCAGCUUAGUGGAUUAGCUGCUAAAAGGCUAUUAAAGGCUUAGCGGCUUAGAUAAGGGGGGGGGGAGCGAAAAAAAUAUCUCAAGACUCGCAAGACAUUUUCGUCUUGCGAAGCAAGCCCAUAGGGAAAUUCGUCCUGCGAAGCAACUCAAAAACGGAAAACCCUUUCGUCUAGCGGGUUUUCCGUCUUGCGAGGCAUUCGUCUUGCGGGGCACCACUGUAGCAUGGUGUUGAGGGUUGGCACCAAUUUGAAGAGGAAGGACUCACAACGGAGGUCUCCUGUCGUCCACAGUGUGCCCAUGCCAACCCCUGCUUCCCUGGAUCCAAAUGUCUCAACACGGCACCCGGUUUCCGCUGCGAACCCUGCCCGCCCGGCUACAAGGGGAACCUCAUAUCUGGAGUAGGGGCAGACUAUGCCAGAGCCAGCAAACAGGUGAGGAUUUUUUUGGGGGGGGUGUUUCUUUUAUAUAAAACCAAGAUUGCCCAUGGGGUUAUAUUCCUUUGUCCCAGGCACAUGGUGGAACAGGCAUCAUUACUGGUGCUGCAAAAUGCUCGUUCCCCAUUUGUAAGAAACCAACCUUUUCGGGUAGCAGCAUCUACACUUGGGAACUCCCUGCCUAUUGACACCAAAGAGGGGCGUUUGCCACAUUCUUUUCUGCUAAAAAAGUUUUGGCUUAAGGACUUGCCGAUCAGAAGGUCAGCGGUUCGAAUCCCCACGACGGGGUGAGCUCCCGUUGCUCGGUCCCUGCUCCUGCCACCUAGCAGUUCGAAAGCACGUCAAAGUGCAAGUAGAUAAAUAGGUACCGCUCUGGCGGGAAGGUAAACGGUGUUUCUGUGCGCUGCUCUGGUUCGCCAGAAGCGGCUUAGUCAUGCUGGCCACAUGACCCGGAAGCUGUACGCCGGCUCCCUCGGCCAAUAAAGCGAGAUGAGCGCCGCAACCCCAGAGUCAGUCACAACUGGACCUAAUGGUCAGGGGUCCCUUUACCUUUACCUUUUAUCCAGACACGUACAAUGUUGUCACGUUUUUAUCUUAUUGUUCAUUUUAAUUACCUUUCAAGUGUGUUUUUAGCUGUGUUUCAACAAUCAUUUCAUUGUUUUAUUCUUUUUGUAAACCACUCUGAGGUGUUUUCUUACAUGUGCUGUUAGCUAUUACAACGACAGUCGAUUUAUUGAUCACCUUCUAAGGCACCAUCUCAAGACGAUUUCCACAUAAGGCAAUUUAAAACAGUUAAAAAGGCAAAAACAACAGACGGGUUUAAAAUUGGACUAAAACCGUUGCAAGUGGAUGCUUGUGGGCGAUUGAGCGAUAUAUAAAUUUUGUGCAAUAAAUCAAUAACGAAUAGAUGAAUAAGCAAAGGUUCCAAUAAAUAACAACUCGAGAGGGGCCUUUAUUUCUUUAUGUAUUGCAUUUAUAUAUCAAAACGAUCUCUCUCGUCUCUCCAGACUUGCACAGACAUUGACGAAUGCAACGAUGGGAACAAUGGCGGAUGUGACCCCAACGCCAUCUGUACCAAUACAGUGGUGAGUCUGUCUAGGGUGAAGAAAUGUGGUCCACCAUGUGAAAACAGGCCCCAGGGACUGAAGAGGCUAUGGUUACUUGCCCAGGCUGUCCUUAUGCUACCGGGACUGGUUCAGGUUCUUGUAUUGAUUUGCAAGGCCCUGAACAAUUUGGAUCCAGGAUACUUCAAGGAUCACCUGAUCCUUUAUUUCCCUGCCCAAUCAGGGAGCUGUUUGGGGGAGCCACUGCUAGGAGUCCACCAUGCUAGGGGUCUCCCAUGCCUCAUAUAAACGUCCACACGCUCCAACACUUUGAGGCCAAAAUCCUGGACACCGUCUUCCCGGCUGCCACUUUCUCGUUUUUUAAUCACAAGAGCACGGCAGCCAUUUUGGUUCUUGCAUUCUCAUACAAUUUCACACUGUGGUUUCCCCUCCUAAAAAAAGCACUUUUGGAGUGCGGCGCCCCAGAAUGCAUGUUUUUGGGUGCCGCACGAAGGUUGCGGCCACGAAAAAAGGAUUUUUUUUUGCUGGGGGCGAGAAUCACGCCACAAAAUCACAUGAGAUCAAGGCAACCAAAAUGGCAACCGUUCUCUCACAGUAAAAAAAUGGGAUGUUCCAGUUUUUCUGUGACACUUGGGGGCAUGCACAUCUUGUAUCCAUCAGAACUUGUGCAUUUAGGAGUGUGGGUCCAAUUUUGCGCAGUUCCCUUCCAGCUGAAGUCAAACAGUCCCCUUCCCUGUUGAACUUCCAGCUGAGCAGGGCUUGUGUGGGGUGAGGCCGAGGGAGAGCCCUGAGAGCAUCGGAGCCAACUCCUAGGGGCCAAGGUCCCUUCGCCCCCAAAGUUGAUGGGCAUUGUUAUUUAAAUAGUGUGUGCGUGCCACAUUCAUUAUGCAAAAGGAGGGUUGCCGGAGGGGGGAGGGGCCACAUUUGGCCCCUGGGCUCAGAGUUCCUCACCCCUGCUGUAUGGUAAACUAUUGAUUAUCCCUCAUAUUGGAGGCUGAGAAAGAGCGGCUUGCCUAAGGCUGCUUAAGUGGGUUUGUGGGACUGGCUCUGAAGAACCCCUUUGUUCCUAUUUGAACUACAGUGGUACCUCGGGUUAAGAACUUAAUUCGUUCUGGAGGUCCGUUCUUAACCUGAAACUGUUCUUAACCUGAAGCACCACUUUCGCUAAUGGGGGCCUCCCGCUGCUGCUGCGCUGCUGGAGCACGAUUUCUGUUCUCAUCCUGAAGCAAAGUUCUUAACCCGAGGUACUAUUUCUGGGUUAGUGGAGUCUGUAACCUGAAGCGUAUGUAACCCAAGGUACCACUGUAGUCCUUUAAAACCAUGAGGACUGGAAUCUUGGUUUCUUUUUGGGUGCAGGACUGUGGCUCAGUGGGAGAGCACCCUCCUUGCCUGCAGAAAAGGUCCCAGGUUCAAUCCCCAACAUAUCCAGGUAGGGCUGGGGAUAUCUGCCCCUCUUGCUUAGAAUCCUGGACAGCUGCUGCCAGUCAGUGUUGACACUACUGAGUUAGAUGGACCAACAGUGUUCCACGUUUCUGCAAAAAAACCAACACACACAAAAAACACAUUUCCUUUUCGUUUUGUUUCCCUUGGUAGGGAUCCUACAAAUGUGGGCCUUGCAAGUCGGGUUUUGUGGGGAACCAGAACGGGAGCUGCACCCCGCAGAAGACCUGCCAGAGCCCCAGUCACAACCCCUGCGACAUCAAUGGAUACUGCCUCUUCGAACGCAACGGGGACGUUUCUUGCGCGGUGAGGCAAAAUUGGGGCGAAUGCAUUUAGGGGUGCCAUAUUGUUGAGCUUUUUUGCCAAAUUUGAAAAUGAUGUUUUUGAGCUAUCUCCAAAACCACAUUUCUUGUGAUUUCCCCUGGACACUGCUUCCUAAUGCAGUAUUCUGGGUGUAUGGCAACUCUACAUACAUUUAAAGUGCUAUGAUGCUAGUUUAAACAGGCAUGGCUUCCCCCAAAGAAUUCUGGGAAAUGUACUUUGUUACGUGAGCUGAGAGUUGUUCGUUGUUGUUUAGUCGUUUAGUGGUGUCCAACUCUUCGUGACCCCCUGGACCAGAGCACACCAGGCACUCCUGUCUUCCACUGCCUCCCGCAGUUUGGUCAAACUCAUGCUGGUAGCUUCGAGAACACUGUCCAACCGUCUCGUCCUCUGUCGUCCCCUUCUCCUUGUGCCCUCCAACUUUCCCAACAUCAGGGACUUUUCCAGGGAGUCUUCUCUUCUCACGAGGUGGCCAAAGUACUGGAGCCUCAGCUUCAGGAUCUGUCCUUCCAGUGAGCACUCAGGGCUGAUUUCCUUCAGAAUGGAGAGGUUUGAUCUUUUUGCAGUCCAUGGGACUCUCAAGAGUUAUUAGGAAGUCCCUAUUCCCCUCACAGAACUACAAAUACCAGCAUUCCCUAGAAGAAGGAUUGUGUGUUAAACCACUCUGGGAAUUGUAGCCCAGUGAAGGGAAUAGGGGUCUCCCUACAACUCUCAGCAACCUUAACAAACUGCACCUUCCAGAAUUCUCUGCGGGAUGCCAUGGUAGUUCAAAGGGUCAUCCUAGUGCUUCAAAUGUAUGGUGUGGACUUGCAAGUUGCCCCUGCUUUCCAUUGGCUCUGGCGCCACCUACUGUUGGUCUUCCAUCUUGCCACCAUUGCAAAGCGGCCAAGAGACUUCUCUCGCACAACACAAAUCAAUCUGCCUCCUUUCCCCCAGCUCUGCAGUGUCUUUUUUUUUUGAGUUGGAACUGAUCCUGUGUUCGUACAAAUUCCAUUCUACACCUUGCAGUCAUGGGCAUCUACAGGGUUUUCCCCUGGAGGGGACAGGGGACGGGGUGUGUGGAAAAGUAAAACACAGAAAAGAGGGAGCAGGCUAAUUGUUUCUACCCCACCUCCAAAUUAGAAGAAUCCAUACAUUUUAUUUAUCUACUUAUUUACUGCAGUUAUAUCCCACCUUUUCUCCAAGGGGUUCAAGGGGGCGGGUAUACUUCUGUUCCCUAUUUUAUCCUCACAACAACCCUGUGAGGUAGGUUAGGCUGGGAGUCAGGAGUAAUAAUAAUAAUAAUAAUAAUAAUAAUUUAUUUAUACCCCACCAUCUGGCUGGGCUUCCCCAGCCACUCUGGGCGGCUUCCAACAAAAUAUUAGAAUACAGUAAUGCAUCAAACAUUAAAAGCUUCCCUAAACAAGGCUGCCUUCAGAUGUCUUCUAAAAGUCUGGUAGUUAUUUUUCUCUUUGACAUCUGGUGGGAGGGCGUUCCACAGGGUGGGUGCCACUACCGAGAAGGCCCUCUGCCUGGUUCCCUGUAACUUGGCUUCUCGCAAUGAGGGAACCACCAGAAGGCCCUCGGAGCUGGACCUCAUUGUCCGGGUAGAACGAUGGGGGUGGAGACGCUCCUUCAGAUAUACGGGAUCGAGGCCGUUUAGGGCUUUAAAGGUCAGCACCAACACUUUGAAUUGUGCUCGGAAACAUACUGGGAGCCAAUAUAGGUCUUUCAAGACCUUGGUUAUGUGGUCUCGGCGGCUGCUCCCAGUCACCAGUCUAGCUGCCGCAUUCUGGAUUAGUUGUAGUUUCCGGGUCACCCAAUGAGGUCACCCAAUGAGCUUCAUGACCUGGUAGGGGUUUCUCAGGUCCUAGUCCUGCACUCUAACCACUGCACCACACUGCCUUUUUGCCUUGUACCUCAGGUUCUACGAUUUCUAGAAGCUAGCUCUUCUUUUCAAUGAAGGCUGAAAUCGACAGAUUAUUAUUAUUCAUAUGAGGCGGGGGGCAAAUGUCCCCACACCCCCAACUUGCAGACAGUCGGGGACAAUGGGGGGUGAUACCUGUAGUACCAGUUGUUGCAAAAAUAUUGUUUCCUCUUUGCCUUCCCAGUGCAGCGUGGGUUGGGCUGGGAACGGCAAUGUGUGCGGACGCGACACCGACAUCGAUGGCUACCCAGACGAGCCUUUGCCCUGCAUUGAUAACAACAAGCACUGCUCCAAGGUAAGAUGUGGCGGCAGGAGGAACCAAAGGGCCUAUCGAUGGCUACUAGCCACGUUGGCUAUACUCUGCCUCCACAGUCUGAGAGAGUAAUGCUUCUGAAUACCAGUUCCUGGAAAACACAGGAGGGGUGAGUGCUGUUAUAUGUGUCUUAAAGGUAAAGGGACCCCUGACCAUUAGGUCCAGUCGUGGCCGACUCUGGGGUUGCGGCGCUCAUCUCGCUUUAUUGGCCAAGGGAGCCAGCGUACAGCUUCCGGGUCAUAUGGCCAGCAUGAUUAAGCCGCUUCUGGCGAACCAGAGCAGUGCACGGAAACACCGUUUACCUUCCCGCUGGAGCGGUACCUCUUUAUCUACUUGCACUUUGACGUGCUUUCGAACUGCUAGGUCGGCAGGAGCAGGGACCGAGCAACGGGAGCUCACCCAAUCGCAGGGAUUCGAACCGCCGACCUUCUGAUCGGCAAGUCCUAGGCUCUGUGGUUUAACCCACAGCACCACCCGCGUCCCAUAUAUAUGUGUGUCUUAUAUAUAUAUUUAAUCAAAGUAUUUCUCUCCUGACAUAUCUUCCUAUAUACAUAAAAAUGUAAGCCUGUCAUCAUGCAGCUGCUGUUGGAGAAUUAAAACCCCAUUUAAAUCAUCCCUUUCUUCAGAAACAUGAGGACUGAAAUCAUAGAAUUAUGUUUUAAGGGAAAAGCUAUAGCUCAGGGGUAGAGUUUGUGCUAUGUGUGCAGGAUGUGGCAGGUUUGGUCGCUGGCAUCUCCACCGAGGACUGGGGAAAACCUAUGUCGGAAACCCUGAACAGUCGCAGCCGGUUAGGGAUUUCUUCUGACUUGUCCCACCCUCCACCUUGCCCCUUUUCACGCAGGACAACUGCCGGCUUACGCCGAACUCGGGUCAAGAGGAUGCUGACAACGAUGGCAUUGGGGACCAGUGUGACGACGACGCAGAUGGCGAUGGGAUCAAGAACGUGGAGGUAGGCCCAAGCGCAACUUCCCACUCAGGCUGGAUGUAUCGGACAAGAGUGAGGGUAGGGAACCUUUUCUGGACAAGGACCACAUUACACUCAUGGGCAACCUCCCUGGGGCCGCAUACCAAGCUGGGUGCAGCCAGAGACGCACCCCACUCUCCAUCCUCCCAUCUAGGCAAGCACAAGGUAUUAUCCCAGUCCAAGUACUUGUUCCAACUAGGUAGAACCAAAGGGGAUGGGCAGCUUUUAAUGUUUAAUAGACUAUUGUAUUUUAAUAUUUUGUUGGAAGCCGCCCAGAGUGGCUGGGGAAACCCAGCCAGAUGGGCAGGGUAUAAAUUAUUAUUAUUAUUAUUAUUAUUAUUAUUAUUAUUAUUUAUUGUGCAGAGGAAGGCUGGUGAAGGGUGUGGCCAGGGAAAAGGGAGUGUGGCUGGAUCAGAGGACCAUGGGUCAGACAGAGAGGGCAAUUGGGCCCUGGGCCUGAGGCGUCCCAUCCCGAGAAGCAUUAAGGAUAUAGGCUCUUAGACCUUCUUAUCCCAUAUACAACACUCCCCUAUUUCUAGCCCCUUUGCAAAGGAUCAGACCACACACUGCAAAGUAUGUUUAGAACGCUUUACUUACAGAUUCAAGGUCUCAGUCAUGCUUUGUUCCAUGCAGCAGCAAGGAUAACGCAGGCAAAAUGCUCUUGGGUAGAAAAUGCAGAAUAUAGUUCCAAACACAUGCUGCAAACUUGGGAGCGAGCUCACACAUGUCUGUCUUGGUGGACUGCAUGAUGAGAGAGAGGGGGGGAGUAGAAAGUCUCCGUCUCCAGAGGAGAGGGGGCGUGACCUAGCUGAGUCUAUCUAGCAGUGCAACUCUGUGGUUGUUUACCCCCUUCAUGCACUAACUAACAGCAACGCAUAGUUAUGUUUGACUGCAACCUUCCACAAAAGGAACAUCAGGAAACGGGGCAGAAGAACCAGCACUGCAAUCAGGAAAGCUCAGGCGAUGUUCCCCAUGUCUGAAUUCACCUUUUUCUCUCUCUUGUGCCCUGGUCAUAGGACAACUGCCGUCUCUUCCCCAAUAAAGACCAGCAGAAUUCAGACACAGAUUCCUUUGGGGAUGCUUGUGAUAACUGCCCCAACGUACCCAACAAUGACCAGAAAGACACAGACGGCAACGGGGAAGGGGACGCUUGCGACAAUGACAUCGACGGCGACGGUGAGUGGAAAGGUCAAAUCCUGGUAGAGUUCGUAUGGCUGGCUUUGUCAUACAGGUGGAGCCAGCACCCACCAAAGCUAAGGACAGACGGAUGAGUCUUCUUUCCAUUCCAUGCCCAUUUUUGCAUUCAUUCAGUCAUAGUUCUGUCCUGUCCUGUUUUCUGAGGUUUAAGAAAUAUGUAAGCCCUCCCCAAAAGGGGAAAUAACACUUAUUUAUUUCCUUCAGGUCUUUGUACACCACCCUUUAGCCAAAAAAGGAUCUCCUAGAGUGGUUUCCAAAGAUCAAUAUUAAGAUUGCAUUCAAAGAAAAUGCACAGCACAUGAGGAAAAGGGAAUGGGAGGGAGGAGGAAAGGCCAAGCCCAGGCACAGGUUUCUCAGGUUACGGUUUUUAUAACACAGUUAAUAUGUCUGAUCUGAGAAAAGAAAUUUAACAUCCAGUACAGAAGCAUGACAACACACGCUCUAAGGAUGUUUUUUUUUUUAAUUAAAAAAAAAAGCUAUUGGGAAGCAAUUCAACUUAGCGUAUUUUUUGCUCUAUAAGACUCACGUUUUCCCUCCUAAAAAGUAAGGGGAAAUGUGUGUGCGUCUUAUGGAGCGAAUGCAGGCUGUGCAGCUAUCCCAGAAGCUAGAACAGCAAGAGGGAUUGCUGCUUUCACUGUGCAGCGAUCCCUCUUGCUGUUCUGGCUUCUGAGAUUCAGAAUAUUUUUUUUCUUGUUUUCCUCCUCCAAAAACUAGGUGCGUCUUGUGGUCUGGUGCCUCUUAUAGAGCGAAAAAUAUGGUAAUUAAUUGUACCCUGGAGAGCUGCUGCCUAUCAGUGUAGACAACACUAAGCUAGAUGUACUCGGUUUAAGGCACUUUCCUGUGCUCCUAUGAAACAGCCCCUUUCCCCCUCUCCCAUUCCCUAGGAAUUCCCAAUGGGCUUGACAAUUGCCCCAAAGUGCCCAAUCCACUGCAGACGGAUCGCGACGAAGACGGCGUGGGAGACGCCUGCGACAGUUGUCCUGAGAUCAGCAACCCCACUCAGGUAUGAGCGUUGUAACAUCCUACAGUUCCCGGGAUCCUCAGGCAGUGGUGUCCAAACUAUUUUCAAAGAGGGCCAGAUUUGACGGUGAAGGGCCGUGAGGGCCAACCAAACGGCCGACCAAAGUUGUUAACCUUUUUUUAGGAUUGAAGUUGUUGAGGGUUUUUUUUUUAGGAUUUUUACCCUAGGAAAUAAACUGCCACAGGGGCCGGAUUAAACUGACCGGCAGGCCGGAUUGGGCACCCUAAACGGACUUUGGACAUGCCUGCAGUUUAGGGGAAGCCAUGGCGAUUAAAAUGACAUCAUCAUGCUUUAAAUUUGCGGUGAAGAUGAGAGGGGCGUUUGCGUGUGACUCCAGGGAUGCUCGUUUGCUUACUCACCUGAGGCCAUGCUCUCUUUCAGACAGAUGCGGACAGCGACCUGGUGGGUGACGUCUGCGACACGAAUGUGGACAGGUGAGGAAAAAGCAAAACAAAAACCCAAACCUAAAACCCGCGAAAGUGCAUGAUCUCAAAAUCUAUAUUGUCUAUUUGUCCUUCUAUGUAUUCAGAUACCUGUUAAGAUAUCAUUACCAAUUUGGCAUGAUGGCCCCUGAUAUCAAGGAGCAGGUUUGGGUCUAUGUUUGGACCCCAUUUUGAAUCAAUUUGGUAUUUUGAAUUCACUGCUAUUUUCCCAGUGCUAUUUUUCUAGAAAAAGAGAUACUUCGGCCCAGUAUACCUGAAGGAGCAUCUCCACCCCGGUUGUUCAACCCAGACACUGAGGUCCAUCUCCAAGGGCCUUCUGGCAAUGUGAGGUUGCAGGGAACCAGGCACAGGGCCUUAUUGGUAGUGGCACCUGCCCUCAGAUGUCAAGGAAAUAAAUAACUGUACAACUGAAAGCAGCACCGAAGAUUUUAAUGUUCUAUGUUUUAUCAUAUCAUUUUAUCAUAUAUCUAUAUACUGGAAGCCGCUCAGAGUGGCUGGCGCAACCCAGUCAGAUGGACAGGGUACAAAUAAUAAAACUGUUGUUGUUGUUCAGUGAUGGCGACGGUCACCAGGACACGAAAGACAACUGUGCAGAGAUCCCCAACAGCUCCCAGCUCGAUUCAGACAACGACGGGCUGGGAGACGAGUGUGACAAUGACGACGACAACGACGGGAUCCCCGAUUAUGUGCCCCCGGGCCCUGACAACUGCCGUCUCGUCCCUAAUCCCAACCAGAAGGAUUCUGAUGGUGAGCGCAGGAUAAUUGAAAGUGGAAUCCGUUCAGAAUUCUUUACGUCAAUGGCACCAGCUACAAAAUGGCUGCUGUGGCAUUUGGGGGGGGGUAUGGCACGACACAAAAUGGAUGCCCUGCUAUGUGGCGUAGCGCAAAAUGGCUGCCGCACCUCGGAGAACAGAAAAAGAGACAGGACCACAAAAUUGUGAGGGGAUGUCCAUUCAGUGCGUGAAAAGGCACCUACAUCCACCGCCCCUGGUCUCGCUCGCAGAAAGAAGCUCUUUACACCUCUCCUUUGUACAGAACAGAGACAACAUCUGUUUACUGAGACCUUUUUGAGGCACCAUAGGAGGAGGAGUGUGUCACACUGGCGGUCCCCAGACUGCCUCCUUCUCAAAGAGUAGUGCCUUGAAGGGAGCACACAGAAUUGCAGAUGAAAUUGGACUUAUUAGACCUGUGGAUGUGGCUAGACUCCAGCUCCCAUCAGCCCCGGCCAGCAGGGCCAAUGGUCAGGGAUGAUGGGAGUUGUAGUGACGUCUAGAGAGCCACAGGUUCACCACCCAUCUCACAUCCUACCUCACAGGGUUGUUGUGAAGAUUGAAACAGAAUAUUGGGGAGGGGGAGAACCUUAUACGAUACCCCAAACUAAGAUCAUUGCUCACUUCCCCACUCAGAUCAUGAACACCACAACCAAGGCAGGCCAGAGGUUGCAGGUCUCCAGCUCCUUCAGCCAUCGGGGUUAAUGGGAACUGGAGUCCAGCAACAUCUGGGGAGAUCCAGGCUCCCCACUCCUGUCCUAGACCAGUCAUGCCCCAACCAAUCAGGAAUCCCAUAUCCAAUGCACUUAAAGGUAAAGGGACCCUUGACCAUUAGGCCCAGUCGCAGACGACUCUGGGAUUGUGGCGCUCAUCUCGCUUUAUUGGCCGAGGGAGCCGGCGUACAGCUUCCGGGUCAUGUGGCCAACAUGACUAAGCCGCUUCUGGCAAACCAGAGCAGCGCAUGGAAAUGCCGUUUACCUUCCCGCCGGAGCGGUACCUAUUUAUCUAUUUGCACUUUGACGUGCUUUCGAACUGCUAGGUUGGCAGGAGCAGGGACCGAGCAAUGGGAGCUCACCCCGUUGCGGGGAUUCGAACCGCCGACCUUCUGAUCAGCAAGUCCUAGGCUCUGUGGUUUAACCCACAGCGCCCCCCGCGUCCCUUAUCCAAUGCACUUACAGAGGUAUAAAGCAGGGAUGGGGAACCCCUGGCCCUCCAGAUGUUGUUGGACACCAACUCCCAUCAGCCCCAGCCAGCAUGACCAGUGGUCAGGGAUGAUGGGGGGUGUAGUCCAUCUGGAGGACCACAUUUCCCCCACGCCUGAUAGGUAUGAAUAUGGCGAAACAUCUUCCAACGUGCUUUAGUGGCUGGGCCUUCACCAUCUUUUGCUCUUCGCACAGGCAAUGGCGUAGGGGAUGUGUGCGAGGAGGACUUUGACAACGACACGGUGGCUGACCCACUGGAUGUCUGCCCGGAGAGCUCCGAGGUGACGCUGACCGACUUCCGUGCGUACCAGACGGUCAUCCUGGAUCCCGAGGGCGACGCCCAGAUCGAUCCCAAUUGGGUGGUUCUCAAUCAGGUACGGCAAGGGAGCUGGGAAGAUGCUGCAGGCUUCGGAGGCGAAAUAAACCCAAUUGGUUCCAUGGGCAAAAGGGGGAAGGGUCAGUAAAUCUUGGUGCAUAUUGGUGAGCCACUGGGUAGAGAAGACCUUAGUCUUUGCACAGUGCAGGAUAAGCCCCCGUUGAAAAACUUCAAAGGCCUUUGGGGUUCAUUGGGGACGAGUAGACAAGUGGUCAUGUUGCCUAUCAGGCUUGGUUCCUGGGGGUCAAGUGCCACAGGGACAUAGGAAGAUGCCCUCUACCGAAUCUGGUCUUUAAAGGGCUCUAACCACUGAGCUAUGGCCCUUCUCUCGGUGCUUGGGUGCUAGAUGCAAAACCCCAGGGGUCAGUCUGGGCAGCUGCCUUGCCCUUUGCUUAUACUCGACCGUCUCGUCACCACCCUUUCCUUCUCUCUUUUUUCUUCCCAACCUCCAGGGCAUGGAGAUUGUACAGACGAUGAACAGUGACCCAGGCUUGGCUGUCGGUAAGAGGAAUAUACAGUAUUUUUUGCUCCAUAAGGCGCACCGGACCAUAAGGCACACCUAGAGGGGGAAAUCAAGGGGAAAAAAUAUUAUUUCCCCCUGGGAGAAGCGCGCAGCCUGUCCGCUUCUCCCAGAGCUUCUCGGGGCUGCCGGGGGAAGCCCGGAUUCCCCUCCCCAGCCCCAAAGAGCAAAGAAGCCAAGACAGCGAGUGGGAUCCAUCUUCCUCUUUAGUUGUGCGCAACCUCUCCAGCCAGGCUAUGGCAAUUCCCCCACCUCCCGCAAAAGCCCACAGGAGCCGCGCACCCUUUAAGGAGCGUGUGGCUCCUGUGUGCUUUUCUACAAGGAGGGAGACUGGCCUCGUCAGUCCCUUCUCCCUCCUGGGGAAAAACCCGCAAGAGCCGCGCGGAGCUUGUGUGCGGCUCCUGGGGGCUUAUCCUGCCUGCCUCCCCCCUGCAUUCGCUCCAUAAGACGCACACACAUUUCCCCUUACUCUUUAGGAGCGAAAAAUACGGUAAACAUACUCGGCCGCCAAUGAUUCUUUGCUGCACUCAAACCAUACAGUUAAAGCACUACGAAACUGCUUGAAACGGCCAUGGCUUUCGCCCAGGAAUUCUGGGGCCUGUGAUUUGUUAUGGGUGCCAAGGGAGAGGAGACCCUGCUAUUCCCCUCGCAGAGCUACAAUUCCCAGAGCGGUUUAACAACCAAUCCCUCUGCCCAGAGAACUCUGGGAAUUGUAGCUCUUUGAGGGAAAUGGGGGGUCUCCUAACAUUUCUCAGCACUCUUCACAAACGAUAGUUCCCAGAAUCCCUUGGGGGAAGCCAUGACUGUUCGAAGCGAUAUCAUGGCGCUUGAAGCCUAUGGUCGGAGUGUGGCCUAGCCACUGUUCUUCAGGGUUUCAAGCAAGCAGAGAAAAAUACUUCCCAUCGCCUGUGCCCACCAGUCCCUUCCUCUAUCUCAGCGAGACGGCCGCUAACUCUUUUCUCCUCUCUCUAACCACGGGGCAGGGUACACAGCCUUCAACGGGGUGGACUUUGAAGGCACCUUCCACGUCAACACCAUCACCGACGACGACUACGCCGGCUUCAUCUUCGCCUACCAGGACAGCGCCAGUUUCUACGUGGUCAUGUGGAAGCAGACGGAGCAGACCUACUGGCAGGCUACGCCCUUCCGCGCCACGGCUGAGCCGAGCUUGCAGCUCAAAGUGAGUGCCAUACUCUUCAAGUGUUCCUCUUUUCCAGGGACAGUCCCAGAAUUACGAAAGCCACCACAGCUUCUGAUUUGAUCCUGAAAUGCCCAGGAUUAUGCUACCUUCUGAGAUUAUAAGUGAUCUUAAUCAUUACUUUAUACAGUGGUACCUCGGGUUACAUACGCUUCAGGCUACAGACUCCGCUAACCCAGAAAUAAUACCUCGGGUUAAGAACUUUGCUUCAGGAUGAGAACAGAAAUCGUGCAGUGGCAGUGGGAGGCCCCAUUAGCUAAAGUGGUGCUUCAGGUUAAGAACAGUUUCAGGUUAAGAACGGACCUCCAGAACAAAUUAAGUUCUUAACCCGAGGUACCACUGUAUAAUUAUACGAUAAUGAUAACCAAUGAGACAUAAUAAUAAUCAAGGUGGAUGUUGCCUAUUAACAUGAAGCAUUUAUUUAUACGCUAGUUUGUUUCUUUAUAUAACAUCGGCUUAUUUUUAUUUAUUCCUAUUCCUUCUUGAUUUAUCAUUGUCAACACAUUGCUGUUCAUUAAAUUAAGUAACCUUUAAUAUUUGCUAUUAGGUAAUAAAUUCUGAUCACGCACUUCCGUCAAGAGCUGACCUCCUCAAGUUUAGGUUUUGAAGCAAAGGCUGAUAGAUUAAAAAAAAUAUUAAUGUAUGAUUGAUUAUUCAUUACUACAUCCUAAGCACACCCUUCCUUCCAAAGCUCAGCUGCUCAAGCUGAGGUUUUGAAAUGAAUGCUGGCCCAUCUAAAUUUAUUCAAUGAUUAACUCACAUGUUUCAUGUAGAACCCAGCCCUUCUGCCAGGGAGCCUGGGAUGCUAUACAUGCCUCUGCUUGCAAUAAAAUUAUGCUCAUGACGACCCUGUGAGGGAGGUCACGUGGUGAUGCACGUGACCGAUAUACUUUCAUAUAAUUUUGUUUGUUAAGGGUGCUGAGAGUUGUUAGGAGAGAUGCCCCCCCCCCACAAAGAACCCUUUUAUUUGGUUUUUCAGAUUGAAAUUUUACAGUCACAUGUGCAACAUACAACAUAAAAACAAGAUUCCAAGGAAUCUCUUGGACUUCCCUCCUCCCCUUUGUGGGUCCUAUUGUUAAUCAUUCCCGGCUGCAUUUUUUUUUAAAUAAUCCAAAUCAUUUACCUCUCCAUUGUGUCCAAAAUGAUAUAUCAAUAGUAUCUAACACCAAGUAAAUGGGCAAAAAUGUAUAAAUCUAAAUCAAACAAAUGCUGGAAAUGUAAAGAGAAAGAAGGUUCUUUUUAUCAUAUGUCAGGGAUCAGCAAACUUUUUUAGCAGGGGGCCGGUUCACUGUCCCUCAGACGUUGUCGGGGCGGACUAUAUUUUUUUGGGGGGGUGGGAAAUGAUCAAAUUCUUAUGCCCCACAAAUAACCCAGAUAUGCAUUUUAAAUAAAAGAACACAUUCUACUCAUGUAAAAAUCCGCAGGCCAGAUUUAGAAGGCGAUUGGGCCAGAUCCGGCCCCCGGGCCUUAGUUUGCCUACCCGUGUCAUAUGUGGUGGUCUUGUAGUAAGGUUAAAACUUACUGGGAAAUGAUAUAUAAUGAAUUGAAAAGGAUGUUCAAAAUAACUUUGAUCAAAAACCCCAGAAGCUUUUCUUUUGGGAAUUAUAGGGAAAGAACUACCUAAAUUGUAUAAAAUUCACCAUUAAAAUACCGGUGAUAUUCCAAACCUACUGACGGUUUUAACUGUUUAAGAUAAGUUAUAAAUUUUCCCCAUUCCUUAUUAAAAUUUUGAUCUUCCUGAUUUCUGAUUUUUCACUCAUUUUUAGCCAUUUCAGCAUAAUCCAUCAACGUCAUCUGGGGACUGCAGUGUUGAGACUUGCUGGAAGACCUCCGUUUCCCUUCCAGAGCUACGGAGUGGUUUAACAACCGAUCCUCCUUUCCGGGGAGCUCUUGGGAACUGUAAGGGCAACAGGGAGGUCUCCCAGCCACUCUCAGCAGCCUUAACAAACUACAGCUCCCAGAAUUCUCUGCAGGGAGGGCUGGCAAUGCAGUUUAAAGUGGUAUCAUAGCGCUUCAAAGGUAUGGUGCGAACGAGUCUUGCUGAAGCAGAAACCAGCUUGGCUUCUGCAAGGCCUAAUAUUUUCUCUCCUGGCUGAAAUGAUGCGUGCUGUUUCUCCUGCUCCCCACAACCCCUCUCCUUGCUGGCAGGCGGUGAAGUCUAGCACCGGUCCCGGAGAAUACCUGCGGAACGCCUUGUGGCACACGGGCCACACCCCCGACCACGUCCGCCUGCUCUGGAAGGACCCCCGCAACGUGGGCUGGAAGGACAAGACCUCUUACCGCUUGCGGCUCCUCCAUCGGCCCCAAGUGGGCUACAUCAGGUGAGGUGUGGGGCUGCAGCGGUCGCUUCAGCGGUGAGGGGGCAGAUUGACAAGGGCAGUUUCAUGACGGGAACAGCCAAGCACCCUUCUGACAUUAUGCUACCUUCUGAGAUUAGAAGUCAUCUUAAUCAUUAUCUUAUAUAAUUAGGCGAUAAUGAAAACUAAGGAGGCAUAAUACAGUGGUACCUCUGGAUGCGAAUGAGAUCCGUUCCGGAGCCCCGUUCGCAUCCUGAAGCGAACGCAACCCACGUCUGCACGUGCUGCAAUUCACCGCUUCUGCACAUGCGCGUGACGUCGUUUUGACCGUCUGCGCACGCGCGAGCGGCGAAACCCGGAAGUAAUGCACUCCAUUACUUCCGGGUCGCCACAGUGCGCAACCCAAAAAUACUUAUCCCGAAGCUACUUCAACCCGAGGUAUGACUGUAAUAGUUAAGGUGGACGUUGCCUCCUAACCUUAAGCAUUUAUUUAUUUAUUUAUUUGCUUACUUACUUACUUACUAUUCCAUCUUGACUUAUCAUUGUCAAUACAUUACUGUUAAUUAAAUUAAGUAACCUUUAAUAUUUAUUACUAGCUAGCUAAUAAAUUCUGAUCACACACUUCCGCCAAGAGCUGACCUCCUCAACUUUAGGUUUUCGAGCGAAGGCUAGGCUGAUUGAACAACGUUUGUCAUUAAUGUACCAUAUUGGCCCGAAUAUAAGCCGCACCCAGAUAUAAGCCGCACUUUUAAAAUUCACGGGGGGGGGAGAGAAAAAGUUAAUACCUGAAUAUAAGCCACUCCUUUAAAAUCCUACAGGCACUCACACCUGUUCCAUUUUACCGUGUGCCUCUUUCAGCAGUGAUAUCGUAAAAAAGCCAAUUUUUGUAAGGCCACGAAUUUAAACCGCACUUUAACUUUUCAUGGUUGGAAUUUGGAAAAAACGUGUGACUUAUAUUCAGGCCAGUAAGGUAUUAUUGAUUGAUUAUUACAUCCUAAGCACACCCUUCCUUCAAAAGCUCACCUCCUCAAGUUGAGGUUUUGAAAUGAAUGCUGGCCCAUCUAAAUUUAUUCAAUGAUUAACUCACAUGUUUCAUGUAGAACCCAGCCCUUCUGCCAGGGAGCCUGGGAUGCCUCCCUUGCGAUAAAAUUAUCCUCACAACGACCCUGUGAGGGAGGUCACGUGGCGAUGCAUAGCCCACCCAGUGAGCAAGGGACUUGUAGAUGCCCCUCAGUCUGUGUCUGAUGUGCUGUUCACUAUCCUGCACUAUUUUCAGGGGUGACUAAUACGUUGUUUUUUACUAAUAUUUUAUGGAAAGAAUUUCAGUUACAGAAAAUAAAGCGAUGAAAGAAAGAAGAGAGACAGAAAAAAGUACAAAAAAUACAGAAAGAAAGAAAGAAAUAGUACACUAAAUAUAAUCAGUUACUCUUCCAUACAUUAAUAUAUAUAUAUAUAUAUCAUAUAUGAUUUUUAAUAGUCUACUAUGUUUAGCAUGGGACGCGGGUGGCGCUGUGGGUUAAACCACAGAGCCUAGGACUUGCUGAUCAGAAGGUCGGCGGUUCGAAUCCCUGCGACGGGGUGAGCUCCCGUUGCUCAGUCCCUGCUCCUGCCCACCUAGCAAUUCGAAAGCACGUCAAAAGUGCAAGUAGAUAAAUAGGUACCGCUCCAGUGGGAAGGUAAACGGCGUUUCCGUGCGCUGCUCUGGUUCGGCAGAAGUGGCUUAGUCAUGCUGGCCACAUGACCCGGAAGCUGUACGCCGGCUCCCUUGGCCAAUAAAGCGAGAUGAGCGCCGCAACCCCAGAGUCGGCCACGACUGGACCUAAUGGUCAGGGGUCCCUUUACCUAUGUACAGCAUAAACUCAUACCAAAUGUCAUUAUAUUUGUCCAAACAAAGUCUGCAACUAUAAGCAAUCCAUUCAUAUAUUGCAAGUGUUGUUUGAUAUGUUAAAAGUACAUCUCAGCCUUCCUUUAGCUUGUGCAGUUUGGCUUGCUCGCUCGACCUCUCUAGAGUGGCAAAGGAUAAUUUGUAGAUUGAGGGAGGGGACUAUGAAUCUGUUGGAUUGAGUGUAAGAGGGAGAUAGUAAAAAGGCUGGGGGGGGUUGAAUACUUCUCUUUCCCCACCACCGCCAGCCUCCCCUCUCCCAGCUGCCGUAGAGUCUGAGCCGUUCCUUGUUUAACAAUGUGGCCGGUCUUCUGUGUGUGUGUGUGUGUGUGUGUGUGUGUGUGUGUGUAUAAAGGGGGGGGUGGCUCAUUCCACUGGGAACGAGUUCACCCCCACCCCCUCCACUCCCUUCCCCAAGAACCAUUCACUGGAUGGGCCCCAAGGCCCAUUGUCUGGUUCACCAUGGCAACCCGAGUCUGGGUGGAAUGCUUUUGGCCCUCAGCAGACCUUUUUAAAAUGCAAAAAAAAAGGGAGAAAAGAAGUCUGGACAAUGGGGAAAGGUGGCGGGGGGCAAUCCUGCGGAGAAUAGGGCAGAGCGGGAGGAGGAGGAAUGAAGCCUGGGAACUUUCUCCCCCCCCUCCUUUGCGGAAAGAGCAGGAAAAGAGUGGGGGGGACGACAUCUCCCCAUCUCUCCACUGCAACUCCACCACCCGGCCUCUGCCCCCCCCCCCGCACCUUGAAUCGGACUAGAUCCCUAGAUCUCUGUAGACCCUCAAAACACGCCAACUUUUGACAAGAGGCAAAGAGGCCUUAUGAUGGCUUGCGCGGUUAUGGUGGCUUGGAAGGAACAUGUCCCCUAACGUCCUUUGGACGUCCUGGGCACUUCAGAGUAGCGCUGUCUUUACUCAGAGUAAAGGGUCCAGCUUUAGUUAUGUUUCUGAAUGCCGGCCAUUGGGAUCCACAGAAGAUGAAGGCGCUCUUGUGCUCAGGUACUGCUGAAUUCAGUCUGCCGAUUUUGCUGUUUCCAAAACAACGUGUGAAACAAAACCCAGCCACCCUGUGAAAUUCCUCUGAAUUUUGCAAUGCUGUCCCCCAGCCAAAUACCAGGAACGAGAAUGAAUAUACAGUGGUACCUCAGUUUUUGAAAAUCGAAAAACGGAAGCCUCCUUAUGGAAAACUCAGAAAGGAAGCCACGUUUCCUGUUCGACUUCCGAGGCGUGUUUGAAAACCGAGGUGCUUACUUCCAGGUUUUCGGCGUUUGAGUUCCGAAACGUUUGACUACAGAGGCGUUUGAAAAACGAGGUAUCACUGCACUGUGGUAAAUAGGGACCUGCCUUGUUUCUGUGACAGCAAGUUGUUUUAAACUGUUUCUAAUAUUGUGUUUUAACAUGCCCUGGGACCUUAGAAUUAAGGGCGGGUCACCCUGAAAUGGGGACAACCUGAAGUGGCGGCCUCACCAUUCUCUAGACGGGACACAAUGCUUCUGUUAUAAGCAGUUUUUACCCCUCUCUCCAUUUAGAAAGGGCCCCAGAGCAACCUGCGUGAGAUUGAUAAAAGUAAGGCAUUCCCUGACCCUCAGGCUUGCCAUGUGAAAGGUACAACACAAGAGGAGAAGGGGCUGAGGAGGGAAGAGGAAAACUCCAGGUGCCAGUCCUUACAAUAGCUGAGCCCAAAGGUGGAGUGGGUCUUCCAUCCAGUCUUUCUCAAUAUUCAGCAGCUGGGAGAGAUGGGCUGUUGCAAGAUAAGAGCUGAGGAAGGCUCAGGGUUGUCUAAGACAGGGACGACUAUCCCAGUCCACUCAUGUGUGUGCCGGCCCUGGGCUUUGCGACCUUCCCUGCUUCAAAACCAUCCUUGCAAGUCGGCUGCCAUUCAUCUACCUUCUUUCUUCUCCUGAUCAUCGUGACACCCCCCCCCAACAAGGACUUUCCACGCACCUGACCCCCUCCUGUCUCCCCCUCACAGGGUGCUGCUUUACGAGGGACCCCAGCUGGUGGCCGACUCGGGCGUCAUCAUUGACACGACGAUGCGAGGGGGCCGCUUGGGGGUCUUUUGCUUCUCCCAGGAGAACAUCAUCUGGUCCAACCUGCAGUAUCGCUGCAACGGUCAGCUGUGGGACAAUUCGGGGUGGUUCAAAGCAGGGCUUCGCUCACCUGAGCUAGGCCUCAUUCUCCUGGACCCGGGUGGGGGGUGGGAUUUCCAUGGAGGUCUUUCCCACCAGAUCAGAGUGGGGGGGGUAGUAUCCCCUCUGCCCUCCCCAAAUAGUUGAGCCUGUUCUGGGGGAAAUGACAGGAUGCUGAAAUUCUAUAUACCAGGUGGAGACAAAGGCAAAAUUUGAUUCAGUUUGCAUUUAAAGCCAUGCUUGAAAAGUUGUGCUUUUCUGAAUUUUGCAAUGCAGUUAUCCAACCGGUGCUUACCAGGAAAUGCACGUUAGGUAAAAGUAUACAUCGAAAAUGAAUAUGUUGGUUCAAAUAACAUAGAAAAGGGGUUUGUAUUAGGAGAAAUGGCAUGCAUGAUUGUGUGCAUUGAUCAAAAUGUGUUCUUCAUGAGAAAUUCACACUAAAAUGCAGAAGACUUUCAUGAGGAUUAAAAACCCCCCUCAAAAAAAUCUGAAUUUAACAAGGAGAAGAUGAAGAGCAACAGAAUCAACAGAUCCUUCCAUCAUCAGGGAUUGGGGCCCUCCAGAUGUUGAUGAACUCCCAACGCCCAUCAGCCCCAUGAUGAUGGGAGUUGUAGUUCAGGAAUAUUUGGAGGACCACAGGGUUCUUCACCCCUUUCCUAGACCCGUGUCCCAACCUAUCAGGGAUCACAUAUUCAAUACAUUUACAGAUGUGUAAAGGAGGGCUGAGGAGCACGUGCCCCUCUAGAUGGACUCCCGUCUCCCAUCUCCCCUCACUGUUGGGCAUGCUGGCUGGAGGCUGAUGGGAGCUGGAGUGCAACAACAUCUGGGAAGCCACAGAUGUUCUCCAGAGCUCUGCUUUCCAUAGGUCCAAUGCAAAACCUUGACUAUGAUGUUUCCACUCUACCUAAUACACUCUCUCUCUUUCUCCCCUCUCUCUGUAGAUACCAUCCCUGUGGACUUUGAGCCGUUCCGCCGGAUCUUACUGGAAGGGGCUUGAACUAAGGUUGAACUAAGGGCUCAGCGCCCGUCCUAGAAGUGGGCAUCAUUUCAGACCCCCAUACACAACACACACACACACACACACACACACAAUGGACUGGAAAACUAGCAGACCUCACCCCAUAAGCUUCUGGAAACCCCCAGGAGUUUGCUGGCCGCAGUCUCUUCCGUGGGGUUCUCAAGAUUCCUUGGCUACAGGGACCAGCAAAGGGUUCUGGGCCAGCAAGGGCCCAGCCAAUCAGAGAGGGUGGCGACGAAGCAAACUCCCACUAUGUCCCGUCUUUUGCUGUCUUCAUUUUGGGAAACGAUUUGUCCAUAAAAGUUCUGGCUGUUUUUCUAACUUCUUGCUCCUCUUGUUGUUUGGUGAGGGCACUGGUGGGUGGGUGGGGUCCCAAAUAGUAGAAGACUUAGUUUUCUCAGUGUUUCACCUUCAAAGGAAUCGUCUUUCAGCGAGGGAAUGAGGGAGCCAGAUAUUUAAACAGCUGCUUUAUACCACUAUGACAUCCUUUUCUUUUCUGCACCCAUAAAGAAUUCUGGGUUGAGAAGUCUUUGUUAAAAGAAGCCUCACUUCCCCAUUCGACCUCAGAGAGGACUAGAAUCCCCAGAGUUUACUGGGAAUCAUAGAGAGUUGGAAGGGACCCCGAGGGUCAUCUAGUCCAACCCCCUGCAAUGCAGGAAUCUUUUGCCCAACGUGGGGCUUGAACCCACUGAGAUUAAGAGCUUACCGACUGAGCUAUGCUUCGUGGAUCAAUAGCUAUUAAAACAGCUGACCUUUAUGUGGAUCUUAAUUUCACAUAUAUGCCCAUAGGUUGCUGACCCUGGGAUUGUAGUGGAUGGAAUCGAUCACACCACUGUGAGGCAGCUACGAAAAGACAAAAUUCAAUGCUGGGGAUUAUUAGGAAAGGAAUGAAACUACCGAUAUUGCAAUGCUGUUAUACAAAUCUAUGGUGCGGCUGCAUUUGGAAUAUCGUGUAGGGUUCUGGUCAGCUCUCCUCCAAAAGGAUAUUGUAGAACGAGAAAAAGAUUCAGAAAAGGGCAACCGAAAUGCUCAAGGGACUGGAGUUAUGAGGAAAGAUGGCAGCGUUUUUAAGUUUAGAGAAAAGUAAGAGGGUGACAUGACUGAAAUUUAUAAAAUUAGGCACAAAUGGAAAAGGGGAUGGAGAACAGCUUUUCUCCCCCUGCUGUAGCCUUAGAGCUUGUGGGCAUCCGGUGGAGAUGAUCCUUGAAAGAUUCAGGACAGAGGAAAGGAAGUUCUUCACAGAGCAGAUAGUUAAAUGUGGAUUAGACAAAUUCAUGGAGGAUCAAGCUAUCAGCCACCAGACUCAAUGGCUGUGCUCUGCCUCCACUUUCAGAAACAGCAUUUCUUUGGAUAACAGUUCCUGGGAAUCUGGGGAGGGCAGAAUACUGUUGUGCUCAGGUCCGGUUUGUCCACAGUCAGAACAGGAAGCUGGACCAGAGGGGCAAUUGACUCUUCUUACAUUCUUAUGAAUUCUGCAUCAGAGGCAAUUUUGAGCACUAAGAAAAGCAUUCCACAUAAAAGUCGAAAUUAUUAGGAACAGAGGAUGCUGUUUUGUAUCACGUCAGCUCCAUUUGGCCCAGUAUUGUCCGCACUGACGGACAGCAGCUGCCCGCCAUUUCAGGCAGGGGAGUCUUGCCCCCGCUCUACCUGGAGACACUCCAUCACUGAGCCAUGUCCCUUCCCCAGGUAUAAUUAAUACUAUCACCACCCAGAGCCGUGAGGCACCUGAGGCAGACCCCAAAACGGCUCCCACUUCCCUGCCAGAGAAGAAGGGGUGAGGAAAGAUCUACUUCAGCAACAAGGGAGAAGAAAGAUCGACAUUGGGAUCUGCUGCCUCGCUGGAAUCUGCCGCCUGAGGCGGUCGUCUCGCCAAAGAGGUUUCCUUCCUGUCGCUGAGAAGGAAGCCAUGAGAAAGUUUGCACUAGAGGUCCGACAGAAGCGAUCCGAUUGAAAAUGUGUGUCUCCGUCCUGUUGUUUUGGUGGCUCCCAAAUCCCACAAUCACCUCAGUCUUGUCUCCAGGUCUCUGGCCUUCGGAAGGAGAGCCGGAGAGGUCCUGGGUUAGGUGUGUCCCCAUGGGGCACCCGUAGUCGAACCCAGGACAGCAGGAGGCCGGGACAAGUGCAAUAUUAGCAGGAGAACGAACAACACUGCACUGUGCCCCAUUCCUCCCGCCAACCUGGAAAGAGGGACACUUGCAGGCCUCUAGCGGAGCGAGUCACGGCCGCGUCAC
Podarcis lilfordi (Lilford's wall lizard) is the source of this 39798-nucleotide messenger RNA. Lineage: Eukaryota; Metazoa; Chordata; Lepidosauria; Squamata; Lacertidae. The record is from the annotation of a GenBank genome assembly.